Vicia villosa (hairy vetch) is the source of this 1281-nucleotide messenger RNA. RefSeq lists its product as uncharacterized. The coding region runs from base 1 to 1281 and encodes 426 amino acids. Lineage: Eukaryota; Viridiplantae; Streptophyta; Magnoliopsida; Fabales; Fabaceae. The transcript is spliced from 3 exons. The record is from RefSeq and is a predicted model, not a curated record.
AUGAGGAACUUGAAUUGUGAUGGGGAUGACGAACCAUCGACUGAUAUUUUCUAUGAUCCAUACACUCAAACAGAUCAACGGUUAAAAGUAGGAGACAUAUUUCGUUCUAAGGAGGCAUGUAUCAUGGACAUAAAAAGAUUUCAUAUGGCAAACAAUGUUGAUUUUAGAGUUGAUUGCGCCAAUGUUGAGAGGUACAAAAUUUAUUGUAGAAACACUGAUUGUGGAUUCAGGUUGCAUGCAUCAUACACGAAGAGAAGUGAUUCAUGGGUUAUAGGAUAUAUUUCCCAAGAUCACACGUGUGGUAACACAAAUGUUUCACAAGAUCACCAAAGGCGUGGCUGGCGAAGACCAAAGCGAUCGAAAAUUGUGUAUGGAAAUUGGGAGGAUUCAUACAAACGACUCCCAUAUUUCUUAUAUGCGCUUCAAAUUUAUGCUCCUGGAACCGUUACUAUUUUAGAGACCCUUCCGGCGCAAUCUCCAGACGGAACGUCCCUUCAAGGAAAUGUGAUAUUCCACAGGCUUUUCUGGGCUUUCCGCCCAUGUGUUCAAGGAUUUUCAUAUUGCAAACCAAUUCCUCAAAUAGAUGGAACUUGGUUGUAUGGAAAAUAUAAAGGCACCAUGUUGAUGGUUGUGGCUCAAGACGGAAAUAGUAACAUCUUUCCUGUUGCGUUCGCUCUUGUGGAAGGAGAAACUGCUGGAGGUUGGGGUUUCUUUCUCAGAAAUCUUCGGACACACGUUGCCCCCCAACCUGAACUUUGCUUGAUUUCAGACAGACAUGCUUCCAUCGAGAGUGCGUACAACAAUCCAGCAAACGGGUGGCAAAACCCAACAUCAACGCCUGUUUACUGUAUUCGACACAUUGCACAAAAUUUCAUGCGAGAGAUAAAGGACAGGGCUCUUCGGAAGAGUCUUGUCAAUGCCGGAUAUGCGUUGACUCAACCGACGUUCCAAUAUUAUCGACAUGAAAUUGUAGCGGCAAAUCCAGAUGCAGGCAGAUGGUUAGACAAUCUUGCUAGAGAGAAAUGGACUAGAUCAUACGACAACGGGAAGCGAUGGGGGCACAUGACUACGAAUCUUGUGGAGUCUAUGAACGGGGUGUUUAAGGGCAUCAGACACCUUCUGAUUACUGCCUUGGUGGAAGCAACAUACUAUAGGAUGACUUCUCUUUUCGCAAGAAGAGCAAUUCCAACGUUAAAGAAGCGUGGAAGCAAGUGGAAGACUAUAGCUCAUGUAGAGGAAGACGUGUUAAUUCCUGCAGAGAUAAUCGUCAUUGACGUUUAA